Molecule: messenger RNA, 1419 nt
Organism: Phyllostomus discolor (pale spear-nosed bat)
Lineage: Eukaryota; Metazoa; Chordata; Mammalia; Chiroptera; Phyllostomidae
Product: E3 ubiquitin-protein ligase RLIM-like
Exons: 1
Coding region: 1-1419 (472 amino acids)
Biological process (GO): protein ubiquitination; ubiquitin-dependent protein catabolic process; random inactivation of X chromosome
Cellular component (GO): cytoplasm; nucleoplasm
Molecular function (GO): ubiquitin protein ligase activity
Source: RefSeq, a predicted model, not a curated record
AUGAGCAAGUUCAAUCCACACAGUGACUUCAGAUCCAGUUCAGAAGUCAGUGUUAACUUUAACAACAGGGGUCUGAAUGCAAGGGAAGCGUACACACCACCUACAAGGCUUCCCACAGGAGGAAAUAUGAAAAACAGCCAAAGGCAAGUAGAAUGUCCACAGUCUGAGCCAAGAUGUACAAGACCACCUAGAUCAGAGCAAAGGAGAACUGGAGCAUUACUGGAAGUCCCACCUACCAGAGGUCAGCAAACAGCAAGAAGCAGAAGCCAAGACCAGAGCAGAACCAGAGCGAGUACUAAAAGCAGGUCACCUGCACAGUUACUGGGUGAAAUUUUGCCAAGGCUCCACCAUAGCUCAUCAUCUCCAACUUUUGAGCAGCCUGUGGUACGUGAGACGGAGAGAUUUUCUAGAACUCAGCACCAUGAAACAUCGAGACAGCAAAUAACUGCACGUGAAUCACAAAAACGGGUUCUUUUUGCCAAUUCUGAAACAAGGGAUGCCAUACAAGGAGAAUCUUCUCCAGACACAACCAGCGAUGGUGAAUCUUGUCACCUGAGACAGAUGAAUCCAACUAUAUCCUUCUAUUCUGAAACAGGACGAGUUCAUCCUAUAGCAUAUUCUGAGAGAGAAAGCGUAACUAGGAGAACUCAGAUACCAUCUGAGACACCAAAUCAUACCAUUACUUUAGAAAGUGAGCCAGGAGGAUUUGGGCAUAUGUUUUCACCUUAUGAACAGGGAGAUAUGAGAUAUGUCAGUACCUUUGGGAUUCCCAUUUAUAGAACUUUAAAUACUGGUUUAAAUGAUACAACAUCUGGUGCAAUUCCAAGCAUGUUAAGCCUGACAAUGACAGAUUUUAGUUACUCAAGUAGCCUUCUGGACAGUGACAGUGAUUCAGAGCUUAGUCUCUCACCGCUGACACCAAACACGGGAAGGGCACAGUCAUCCAGUGGAAGCGACAGUUCUCAUGGUAGUAGGGGUUCAGGUUCCAAUUCAACUUGUAGCUAUGAUUACUGGCCACGUCCCAGAUUGACUUCUAGUUCAGACUCCAGUUACACGUCUGGUUCCACCUCUAGUCCGACGUCCAGUUCCAGCUCCAGUGAUGAAAGUACAGACCCUCUCGUAGUGUUGUUUGAAAGCAGUGACGAAGGUGAUGCUUGGCCUUCCCUUGAUGACCAUCCUAUGGGACUGAGUGAAGCACAGAUUGACAACUUGGCUAUAAGAUCUUCUGUUAAAAAUGAUACAUUAAAUGAGUGUAGCAUUUGCAUCUCAGAGUACAGAGAAGGCAGCCAGCUUCGCAUCCUCCCUUGCUCCCAUGAAUUUCAUGUCCACUGCAUUGAUCGCUGGCUUUCUGACAACUCUACCUGUCCUAUUUGUCGCCGGAACGUAGUGGAUGCUGGUGACAGAGAAAAUACUGAUUGA